Numida meleagris (helmeted guineafowl) is the source of this 1903-nucleotide messenger RNA. It is a transcript of the gene TOMM34, whose product is annotated as translocase of outer mitochondrial membrane 34. The record is from RefSeq and is a predicted model, not a curated record. Gene Ontology annotation, cellular component: mitochondrion; cytosol. Lineage: Eukaryota; Metazoa; Chordata; Aves; Galliformes; Numididae. The transcript is spliced from 7 exons. Bases 48 to 944 code for a protein of 298 amino acids. Gene Ontology annotation, molecular function: heat shock protein binding.
CCCGCUGCCGGAAGUUGCCCGCCCCGCCCCGCCGCGCGCGGCCCGAGAUGGAGAGCGCCAGCGCUCUGCGCCGCGCCGGCAAUGAGGAGUUCCGCCGCGGGCAGUACGGGGCGGCCGCCGAGCUGUACAGCCGCGCGCUGGCGGUGCUGGAGGAUGCAGGGGAAGCCGCCGCCGAGGAGCGCAGCGUGCUGCUGGCCAACCGCGCCGCCUGCCAGCUGCGGGACGGCGCCUGCCGGGGCUGCAUCGCCGACUGCUGCGGCGCGCUCAGCCUGACCCCGUUCGCCAUCAAGCCCCUGCUCAGGAGGGCGGCUGCCUACGAGGCCCUGGAGAGCUUCACGCUGGCCUACGUGGACUACAAGACCGCGCUGCAGGUGGACUGCUCCAUACAGGCGGCCCACGAUGGGGUCAACAGGAUGACCAAAGCUCUGCUGGAAAAGCAUGGGGCGAACUGGCGCGAGAAGCUCCCACCCAUCCCCACGGUCCCCAUCGAUGCCCAGAAGAGAUGGAGCGUUCCUCCUGCAGGAGCCCCCACAGGAGGUGCUCCCCCUGGAAACACACCACGGGGAGACCCAGACCAGACCGCUGCUGCCAUAGAGAGGGCUCGAACUCUUAAGGAAGAAGGAAAUGAACUCGUGAAGAAAGGAAACCAUAAAAAAGCAAUUGAGAAGUACAGCGAGAGUUUAAAGCUCAACCAGGAAUGUGCAACUUACACCAACAGAGCUCUCUGUUACUUGACUCUGAAGCAACACAAGGAAGCAGUCCAGGACUGCGCAGAAGCUCUGCGAUUAGAUCCUAAAAACGUUAAGGCGUUCUACAGACGUGCUCAGGCACUUAAAGAACUGAAGGAUUACAAAUCAAGUAUUGCUGACAUCAACAGCUUGUUGAAAAUUGAACCAAAGAACACAGCUGCACUGAGACUACUGCAAGAAUUGAACAGAGCCUAGGGUAACCAAGCAACAAGGAAAGCUUUUUCUGCUGCAGAAGGAAUUUUCUCCCUUCUGAUGUUGCAGGGACCAAUCUUAAUGCAGGAUUGGUACUGAGAUCCAUCUUUAGUUGCUGCUGAGAUGUGACAUGUUCUGUGCCACCACAAUGAAUGUUAAGAUAAUAGUUGGAUACGGUUUGUGUAUCUGGCUCUGAGAUCAUGCAAAGUUUCCAUUCACUUCCUGAGAGAGAGGCAUAUGGGUGAACAUACCUGGCUGAAGCCAAUGUGCCUGUACUGCUGGCCUCAGGGACUUUAUCCACUCGGCCAAGAUGCAUGUGAAGUGGCUGCUUUUUCUGAAGAGUUACAAACUGAGAGUUUUUUCAGUCCUUAUUCAGAUGACAGUUUUGCUGCAUUUGUGCUGCUAUUAAGUAGGGUUGCUAAAGGGCUGCUGCAGGGAAUGCUGCAGUUCCUUGAGCACUGCAUACCACUCCUAGAACCAAGUCGUUGUUACUUGCACAGGGUUGAGCACGUUCCCUCUCCUACCUGAUGCCUGCUGGCCUUCAGCUGAGAUUCUGCUGCAUAGUGUGACUGGGCAGGUGUUUACAGCAGCAGCUUUCUUUUAUCUUUAAUUAUUCUGCACAUACAAGAAAACCACCAGCAACUUCAACCUCCCUGGGUGCACUGUGCACUACGGGCAGGUUAGAGGUGCUUGGGCAUUUUGCAGCUAUUUUUUCUCAUUGGUUUUUGUUUAAAGUUGAGCUUGUCUGUGCCUUCUGGAGCAGCUGCUACAGGGUGUUACAGGGACUGGGGGACUCAGACACAGCCCAGUUGAGUGCUGGCUUACUACUUCAAUGCAUGUUUAUACUUUGUUUUUUUUCUUAUGGUAUUGAUGGCACUGACUUAAUCUACCAUUUUAAGAGAUGGUUGGAGUUAUUCUAGGACCUGUUGGAACUGUUCACAUUAAAAUAAUGUUUAUUUUCA